AUACGACUGAAACAACUAACAACAGACACCCCAACUAAUCGACCUGCAGAGUCUCCUCCUCAAGCAAGUAUGUCUCGCAAACUAUGCAUCACCGCCGUCGAUGGCCAUACCGGCUUUCUCAUCGCCGAGCUCAUCAUGACGGACGAUAAUUUUAAGAACGCGAUCGGCUCCGUCAUCGGCCUGACGCUGCACCCGGAAGCCCCCUCCUGCAAGGAACUCAGCAAUCUCGGCGUCAAGAUCGUCCCCCACAAGCCAGGUCGCCUGCGUGAAAUGACGAAGACACUCCAGGAGACCGGGGCCGAUGCCAUGUGUUUGAUUCCGCCCCCGCACCCGGACAAAUUCGACAUCACGUCGGAGCUGAUUGAGGCGACGAAGCAAGCCGGGGUUGCCAACGUGUGCAUGAUCAGCUCCGCCGGCUGCGAUCUCGCGGAGAGGGACAAACAGCCCAGACUGCGCGAGUUCAUUGACCUGGAAGUUUUGUUCCUCGCCGCCAAGGGUGAUCCCAAUACAUCCACCGGCCAUUCUCCGGUUGUUAUACGACCUGGUUUCUACGCUGAAAACCUGCUGUUGUAUUCUCGCCAAGCGCAGGAAGAAGGGCUUCUCCCGCUGCCUGUGGGCAAGGAUCACAAGUUUGCACCGAUCGCUCUCGGGGAUGUCGCCCAAGUGGCCGCGCAUGUUCUGACCGGGGAGGGCAAGCACGGAUUCAGUGACAAGCAUCGCGGACAAUUGAUGGUACUAACCGGACCGAUGCUUACCACUGGCGACGAGCUAGCCUCUGCAGCUAGCCAGGCACUAGGGGAGGAGCUGAAGUUUGAGAAUAUCUCAGAAGCCGAGGCCAAAAAGGUUCUGCAAGCCCAGUCGGAAAGUGAUCAGUCUGAGGUGCAGUAUCUGCUGGAGUAUUACUCCCUGGUGCGCGAGGGCAAGACCAACUACAUUUCCACCACCGCUUUCCAUGACGUCACGGGGGGUCAUCCCCAAGAACCCCCGGAUUUCUUCAAGGUCUACGCCCAGGAGUUUCACCGCAAGCGCACGAACAAGAGACGCAAGACCAGUGGAAGCAAAUGAGAUGGCUGCAAGCAGCGAAAGUCGUAGGAUACGGAGGUUAGGUGCCGCAGAAUUCUUCUCUGACGGAGAGCGGUGUAACUCGUAUUGAUGUCAUUGAUUGGGAGUCUGUCUUCGUGUUACUC
This is a messenger RNA of Aspergillus saccharolyticus JOP 1030-1, 1187 nucleotides long. Its product is annotated as NAD(P)-binding protein. The transcript is spliced from 5 exons. Bases 70 to 1065 code for a protein of 331 amino acids. NCBI's taxonomy places the organism in Eukaryota, Fungi, Ascomycota, Eurotiomycetes, Eurotiales, Aspergillaceae. The record is from RefSeq and is a predicted model, not a curated record.